AUAACCUCAGGUCAGGAAGACAUAGCCAGUGCCGCUACACACAGGUGGCCACAUUCAGUCAUAAUUCUUGGGCAUCAAUAUUCCUUGUUUAACAUUAAAAAGCACAUACUGGUACCCCUUGUCGCGACGGCACCUAAGUUUGACCGACUUUUAAUCAUCUCUUUCUGUUCCGAACCCCUCCGGAACCCACGAAAAAAAGAAGAGACGAGUCAAGGAACCCGAAGAACCCUUUCCCAAUACUAUCAUAUUAGAUAGGCAGAUAACCUAAACAGAGCCGUCGGGAUCGGAGGAAAGACGGCAAAACUCAAAUCAGAUUUGGAAAGAAGAGAGAAAAAAAUCCUGCCAAGAAUACAGAAAGAAGCUUUAACGACCCCUGUCUCUCUACCUCUCCGCAUCACGGAACCCCGCUAGCAACCACCCAAAAAAAUGGCACAUAACUACAUCAUCCGCGUAACCGCGGGCACUACGCGCGACGUGACCGAGCACAAGCUCGUCGCCGUCAACACGGCAGAACCCCUCAAGAUCGAGAGCGAUUUGAUCGAGGCCCGGGUCAACGUACGCGUCAAAAACUACCACGGCCUACCACGCAACUCCCCCGUCGACUCGCCGUACUUUGCCGCCGAGCCGCACGCCUACAACGAUGACCAGUACAGCAUUGCGAUUAACUUCAAACUCAAGCAGCCGCCUGAGGGUAAGGUCGGGAAGGAGGCGGACUCCAAGGAGAACGACGACGACGCCGCUCCCGCUGACGAUGAGGACCGGGAUCUGGGAGUCAAGGGCGGUGACCUGCAGUGGGGAAACGACUUUGACCAUCCGAUCCGCGACCGACUGCCGCCUGGCUUCAACACUGCGCUCAACAUAGUGCGAUGGUGGAUUGAUCCGGGAUUGGAGGGCGAUGCCUAUGCCGACUCUCCAUACCUGUAUGGCCCCGCGCUGAGCUCCUUCAACCAGGUGCGCGUCGGUCCUCCAUCAAGCGACCGCGUUCCCCAAGGCAAGGGUGCCGAUGUCGAAGGCAAAGAGGUCGGCCUCUGGAUCGAGGAGGGUGCCAAUGAUGAGGCUGGUUUUGAGAGCCGCAGGUCUACAGGCGCCCCGGAUGAUGCAAAGGCCAGGAUGAAGUGGGCGCUCAAGGCGGAUAGCAAGGAAAAAUGGGUUUGGGAGUACGGCAAAGAAUACUCGACCGACUUUUUCAACCCGUACAUCGAUUUCAAGGAGUUUGCGCUGAGGCUACCGGGAUUCCAUUUGCCCAUCAUGAAGUACUGGGAUGGGCAGGGUGCGCGGCCCCCCAAGCGCUCACACACGCUUAGAUACGUUCUCCGGAACCGCAAGACGGGUGAUCUGUACCUCGCAGUCACUUUCAGUCUGUACCUCAAGGAGGACGUCAACGAGGACGGCUCCCUCAAGCCGGGAACCGUCGAGGCGCAGAAGAAGGACAGCAGAACGAGGAAGGCUCCAACACACGAGGAUGAUCACGGAAAGCACGACGACAACGAGCCACACGACGAGGACAAGUCGAUCGAGGAGGCACGGAAGAAGUUUGGAGACAUCAAGGUCGACGAUGCUAGUCGCCCAGAUGAUGUGGAUUGAGCACAAUGCACGAUAGAUUUAAUCUAUGUUAGGCAGCCUCUUAUUGGAGACAGUCAAAUUCUAGAGCCUAUGUUCAGCUGGUCAAUUUGGGUUCUAGACUAGAGGUAAUUAGAAGGACGGAAUAAAGGCACCACGACUUACCUGAGCGGCAGUGGCUCUACUUUUGCUUUCAUAUUUUAUCAGUACCCGAACAAGGUCAGAAAAAUCAGGCUGAACGCCGUCCAGAAUUUCAUCCCAUGUUUUGCCUUGUAUUGUCUGGUACAUCUGAAAUGGCGGCGUCUUAAAAUUUACAGCCUCGGGCCAAGUGUCCGGUGUAGGGCUGCCGAUAGUUUUGAAAAUACUCAGGAUGAGUCCCAGUUGAUUGCCAUCCUCAUGCGCUGCCCUUGAUUCAAAAAGCGGCACAUGGGAAGGUCGGCAACACUCAACCAACAUAGCGCCGGCACCCCACAUGUCCACCGCUGUGCCGUAUCCUUUGUCACCAAACAGGACUUCCGGUGCACGAUAAGGCCCCGUGCCAAUGUCGAGGAUCUUGGAAUCCUGUGGCUCGGUGGCGGAGGACAGUUGAGGGUGCCAGGCCGUCCCAAAAUCGGAGAGAUAUGCCGGCCCAUCGGGGGACUUCAGGAGGACUGCUGAAGGCUUGAUGUCUCUGUGGAUGAUAUUUUUGCCGUGAAUCUGUCGCAGCGCAGUGAAGAUAUCUCGAAAGUGCGAUCGUAUCCGUUCGCGUGUGAGCCCGGCCUCGCCUUUCUGCUGCAGCUGCGCCUCGAGACUGAGAGGCAUGUAUGGGAACACAAGCACCAGCCGCUGCUCGUGGUCUCUGAAAGUCUCCAACAGUGGGAUGCAGGGCCUUGAAAGCUCUGCGAGGAUCCGGGACUCGCGGAUGGGAUCGUGCGGCGCAAUGUUGUGCGUCUCGACGAUGACCUUGAAGGCCCGGGUGUCGCACCGGUAGACUUCGGCCGUGACGCCGCUGGCGAUGUAUUGGCAAUUAUUGUGCGUGCCGAUCCUGACCCCGGACGCUGCCGUCUCUGAGCCAUGGUAAGCUGCGGGAGAGAAUGAUGAGCUCUCAUCGUCGCUAGCCAGUUUCGAGGCGUUCCUCAGUAUGUCACACGCAUUUUCGUACUCCUCCUGUUUUGUCAUCAGGGCAUCAUCGUCAGAGACGCCUCGGGCAGUGGGCGGCGGGAUCAAACACGCGCAAGGCUCACUCGUGAUGACGAUGCCGUGUAAGCUUCCAUCUCAAUGGCAAAUGCACUCUUUCCCUCCGCCGUGGCAGCAUUUUUGUCGAUACAAGAUUGGCUAUGAAGCAGAGGCACAUAAAAGCAUGUCAGGUUGUGUAAUCCAGAAGGCAGUAAAUGAAUUUUAAUUCCAUCUUCUCACAUAUUUUGGAUCUUGUC
Messenger RNA from Pyricularia grisea, 2972 nucleotides. RefSeq lists its product as uncharacterized. NCBI's taxonomy places the organism in Eukaryota, Fungi, Ascomycota, Sordariomycetes, Magnaporthales, Pyriculariaceae. The record is from RefSeq and is a predicted model, not a curated record. Bases 427 to 1584 code for a protein of 385 amino acids. The transcript has 2 exons.